Molecule: messenger RNA, 631 nt
Organism: Paramecium pentaurelia
Lineage: Eukaryota; Ciliophora; Oligohymenophorea; Peniculida; Parameciidae
Source: the annotation of a GenBank genome assembly
CAUGUAAAAUUAUAGUAGUGAUGAAGAAAUAUCAUCUAUUCCAGAAGAUGAAUAUUAAGAUUAUGACAGAUAAGAUUUUGAAGCAAUUUAAUUUGCUGAUAACAAAUAAAAUAUAAGUGAAGCUGAUGAAGAAGAUGAUGAUGAAAAUGAAGAAAAUGAAAUUUAAGAAAAAGAUAAUAAAUUAUAAAAAAAUGGGAUUAAAUUUAAAUUACCUUAAAGAAAUUUAAUUGAAAAUAAGAUAUCUCAAUCUAACUUAAAUUAUCAAAAAGUUUUGACUGAAACUACAAAUUAAUUGAAAAACAUUAGCAAAAUUGAAAAUAGACCAUCCACAUCUAAUUCUACAUCUUAUAAACCUAUAUAUACUACUAGCAUUCAUUAAAGUUAAUAAAUGCAAAAAAAAUAUAAUUACAAAUAAAAAUCAUUUAAUACUUUACCAAAAAGAUCAGAUCCAGUUGCCAGAUAUUAAUAAAUGUCUUAAUAAUGGAAGAAAACUAAGUUUUUAUAAAAUACUAAUGGAAUGAAAGAAGGUAGAAAAUUGAAUUUAGAUACAAGAAUUGAAUAAUAAAAAUAAGAAUUAAAAGAAUCUGGAAUGUUUCAUAGAUACAUUGCAAAAUCGUAAUUAUUUUUGUGA